Messenger RNA from Symbiodinium necroappetens, 3354 nucleotides. The record is from the annotation of a GenBank genome assembly. NCBI's taxonomy places the organism in Eukaryota, Dinophyceae, Suessiales, Symbiodiniaceae.
AUGCCUUGGCAAUCGGGUAGCGGCGGCUCCGGCGGCGGCGGAGGCCCCUGGGGUGGCGGCUCCGGCGGUUCCGGCGGCGGGUCCGGCGGUGGCGGACCGUGGGGCGGCCGCGGUGGCGGCAACAACGGUGGCGGUUGGGGCUCCGGCGGCUGGGGCCCCGGCGGCGGCAACCGGCCGCCCGACUUCGAGGACGUCAUCCGGCGCGGCCAGGAACGGCUGCGCGGCGCGCUGCCCGGCGGGCUCGGCGGCGGCCGGGGGCUGGGCAUCCUGAUCGCCGUGGCGCUCGUGCUGUGGCUCGCCUCCGGCUUCUAUCAGGUGCGCCCGGGCCAGCAGGGCGUGGUGCUGCGCUUCGGCGAAUGGGUCAACCAGGACAGCCUGGCCGGCCCCGGCCUGCACUGGCACCUGCCCUGGCCGAUCGAGACGGCGGUGACGCCCAACGUCGAGGAGAUCCGCCAGAUCGAGGUCGGCUAUCGCGGCAACGCCAGCCGCACCAACGACGUCGCCGAGGAAAGCCUGAUGCUGACCGGCGACCAGAACAUCAUCGACAUCGACUUCACGGUGCAGUGGCGGAUCAGCAACGCCGGCGAGUUCCUGUUCAACAUCCGCGACCCCGAGUCGACCAUCAAGAUCGCUGCCGAAAGCGCGAUGCGCGAGAUCAUCGGCCGGACCGACAUCCAGCCGGCGCUGACCGACGCGCGCACCGAGAUCGCCGACCGCACCAAGACGGUGCUGCAGCAGAUCCUCAACGACUACCGCGCCGGCAUCAACAUCACCGAGAUCAACCUGCAGGACGUGCAGCCGCCGCAACAGGUGGUCGACGCCUUCGAGGACGUGCAGCGGGCGCGCCAGGACCUCGACCGUCUGCGCAACCAGGCCGACGCCUACCGCAACAAGGUGAUCCCCGAGGCCCGCGGCGAGGCGCAGCGCAUGAUCCAGGAGGCCGAGGCCUACCGCGAGCGGCUGAUCAACGAGGCCCAGGGUGAGGCGCAGCGCUUCCUCAACGUCUACGAGGCCUACCUGCAGAACCCCUCGAUCACCACGCGGCGCAUGUACCUGGAGACGGUCCAGGGCAUCCUCAGCGACACCGACAAGGUGAUCAUGCAGGACAGCUCGGGCGCGGUGCCCUACCUGCCGCUCAACGAGCUGCGCGGGACGAAAGUCAUGCAGAAGCGAAUCGCCCUGAUCGGCGGCAUCCUCCUGGUGGUGCUGGGCUUCGUCGCCUACAACGCGCUCUUCACGGUGCACCAGACCCAGCAGGCCCUGGUCUUGCAGUUCGGCGCCAUCAAGCGCGUCGUGCAGGAGCCCGGCCUCAACGUGAAGCUGCCCUUCAUCCAGAACGUGGUCUACUUCGACCGCCGGGUGCUGAACCUCGAUCCCGACCCGCUGACCGUGGUUCUCUCGGACCAGCGGCGCCUGAUCGUCGACGUCUUCGUGCGCUACCGCAUCACCGAUCCGGUGCGCUUCUACGAGACGGUCAACAACGAGGGGACCCUGCGCAAUCGUCUGGACCCCAUCGUCAAUACCGAGGUGCGUUCGGCGCUGGGUGAGGUGACCCUGGCCAGCGUGCUGUCGGAGGAGCGGCGCGACCUGAUGGAGGAGAUCCGGCGCCGGGUGAACUCCGCGGUGCGCCAGGCCGCGCAGGAAAGCGGCGUCGCGGUGGAGACCGAGACCAGCAGCGACGUGCAGCUGACCGAUACCGCGCGUCCGGCCAGCCAGCGCCGCGGCGGCUUCGGCAUCGACGUGGUCGACGUGCGCAUCGGCCGGGCCGACCUGUCCAAGGACGUCAGCGAGUCGGUCUACGACCGUAUGCGGGCCGAGCGCGAGCGCGACGCCGCCGAGUUCCGAGCCCAGGGCCAGGAGCAGUUCCAGCGGAUCACCGCCUCGGCCGACCGCGAGGCCACGGUGAUCCGGGCCGAGGCGCAGCGCGACGCCGACAUCCUGCGCGGUGAGGGCGAGGCCGAGCGGACCCGGCUGCUCAACGAGGCCUUCGGCCAGGACGCGGAGUUCUUCGACUUCUACCGCUCGAUGCAGGCCUACACCGAGGCGAUCCGCGGCGAGAACUCCAUGCUGGUGCUGCCGCCGGACAACGAGUUCUUCCGCUUCUUCAACUCGCUGCCGGAAGGCGUGCGCAACGCCGAGCGCAAUCCCGAGCAGCGCGCGGAGUCGCGUCCCGCCACGCCGUUGCGCAACGGCACGGGCGCCACGGACGGCGCGGCCGGCGGCGCAACCGCGGACGAGCGCCCCAUGACCGACCUGCUGACCGCGCUGGCCCUGGUGUUCGUGAUCGAGGGCUGCCUGCUGGCCCUGUUUCCCGGGGCGCCGCGGGCGAUCUACCGCCAGCUUUCCGAGCUGGCGCCCGAGACCCUGCGGGUCUUCGGCCUGAUCGCCGCCACCCUGGGCGUGCUCGCCGUCUGGCUGCUGCGCACACUGCGGAUUGCCGGCGCCGCCCGGUGCCGCCGCCUGGGGCCGCUGCCGCGGCCCGGGGCCGGGCACCGACCGCGAAGACCGCCGAGAGGACCCCGCGUGACCCGAGCCCCUUCCGUUGCCCGCGUCCUUGCAGCCCGCCUGUCCGGCCAGGCGCUGGCGGCCCUCCUGUUGCUCACCGCCGCCGCCGUCUGGGCGGCACCGGCGGCCGCCCAGCCCGAGGGGGCGCCGAUCUCCUUCGCCGAUCUGGCCGACCGGCUGCUGCCCACCGUGGUCAACAUCUCGACCACCCAGGUGGUCGAGCGCGGCGACCAGGAGGACUUCGAGGAGAUGUUCCGCGAGUUCUUCGAGCGCCGGGGGCAGGGGGCGCCGCCGCCGCGGCGGCGGGCCAACUCGCUCGGCUCGGGCUUCAUCAUCGAUCCCGACGGCUAUGUCGUGACCAACAACCACGUCAUCGCCGACGCCGACACGGUCGAGGUGGUGCUGUUCGACGACACCACCUUCGAGGCGGAGGUGAUCGGCACCGAUCCCGAGACCGACCUGGCGCUGCUCAAGGUCGAGCCGACCUUCCGGCUGCCGAGCACCACCUGGGGCGAUUCCAACAGCGUGCGCGUGGGCGACUGGGUGCUGGCGGUGGGCAACCCCUUCGGCCUGGGCGGCUCGGUCACCGCCGGCAUCGUCUCGGCGCGCGGGCGCAACAUCAACGCCGGGCCCUACGACGACUUCCUCCAGACCGACGCGGCCAUCAACCGCGGCAACUCCGGCGGCCCGAUGUUCAACCUGGACGGCGACGUGAUCGGCGUGAAUACCGCGAUCUUCUCGCCCUCCGGCGGCUCCAUCGGGAUCGGCUUCGCCGUGCCCUCGGCCAUGGCCCAGAACGUGAUCGACUCCCUGCGCCGCUUCGGCGAGGUGCGGCGCGGCUGGCUGGGC